Molecule: messenger RNA, 4091 nt
Organism: Dreissena polymorpha
Lineage: Eukaryota; Metazoa; Mollusca; Bivalvia; Myida; Dreissenidae
Product: dnaJ homolog subfamily A member 2-like
Exons: 10
Coding region: 73-1329 (418 amino acids)
Biological process (GO): protein refolding; response to heat
Cellular component (GO): cytosol; cytoplasm
Molecular function (GO): Hsp70 protein binding; ATP binding
Source: RefSeq, a predicted model, not a curated record
CUUGGAUUAUAAUUAUUCUCUAUGUGACCUCCGAAUGACGUCACGGUUAUAUUCGGAACGGCGUGAAUAGCAAUGGCUGACACAAAACUUUACGAGGUUCUUGGUGUGUCUAAAAACGCAUCAGACAGCGAAAUUAAGAAGGCAUAUUACAAGCUUGCAAAAGAAUUUCAUCCAGAUAAAAAUGCUGAGGCAGGAGAUAAGUUUAAAGAAAUAAGCUUUGCCUAUGAAGUGCUGUCAAAUCCAGAGAAACGUGAGACCUAUGACCGGUUUGGUCUCCAGGGACUCAAGGAAGGUGGGGGCGGAGGGUUUGGUGGAGCAGACAUGUUUGGUGACCUAUUUGGAGGCCUGUUUGGGAUGGGUGGGAGCCCGUUUGGGUUUGGUGGGAUGGGUGGGGGUAUGGGGGCUAGAAGAGGUCGCAGACGGGGUGAGGACACCUUCCAUCCACUCAGGGUCUCGUUAGAAGAUCUGUACAAUGGUAAAACCUCCAAACUGCAGCUGAGCAAAACAAUUAUUUGCACAAAAUGUAAUGGUGCGGGUGGUAAGCAAGGGGCCACAGUGAGGUGCAAGGUGUGCAAUGGGCGCGGUGUCAAGGUCACUCUCAGACAGUUGGGGCCUGGAAUGGUACAGCAGAUGCAGUCUGUGUGUCCAGAGUGUCAUGGGGAGGGUGAGUCCAUUAGUGAGAAGGACAAGUGUAAAGUAUGCAAGGGUAAGAAGGUUACCAACGAGAACAAGAUACUAGAGGUGCAUGUGGACAAGGGAAUGAGGGAUGGACAGAAGAUACCAUUUCGAGGAGAGGGGGAUCAGUUGCCUGACAUGGAGCCGGGAGAUGUGAUCAUAGUCCUGCAACAGAAGGAACACGAGAAGUUUACUCGCGAGGGAGAUAACCUCGUCAUGACCCACAAAAUCUCCCUCACUGAGGCACUGUGUGGCUUUCACUUCACAAUUACGCAGCUUGACAACAGAGAACUGAUCAUCAAGAACUCUCCCGGUGAUAUCAUAGAACCUGGCAUGGUGAAAGUUGUGAAAGGGGAAGGCUUCCCCCAACAAAGAAACCCCUUUGAGAAGGGAGAUAUGCUGAUCAAAUUUGAAGUAGAAUUCCCACCAAACAACUUUGCAGACGAGUCUAAAUUGAAGAAACUUGAGAAGUUAUUGCCGGCUAGACCUGACUUUGAGAUGCCAGAGGGUGAACACGUAGAAGAGGUCAACCUGGUAGAAUAUGACUCUACCCGCUCCAGUGAUGGUCGCCGUGGCGGCGAGGCAUACCAUGAUGAGGAGGAUGAUGACGAUGAAAUGAGAGGAGGACAGAGGGUGCAGUGUGCACAUCAAUGAUCAAAACUUCUGUGAUUUUAGUGUGCUUUACAUGUAGAAAUUCAUUUUUAGCUGGGCUGUUUUCGGGGAAAACCCGAGGUAUUGUCAUAUCCAGUUGUCAUCGGCCGUCCAGCGUCCGCCGUGCCAAAACCUAAACAUUGGCUCUCAAAUCUAAAUACUUCCACCGACAACAUUGAAACUUCAUAUGUACCUGCACCUUGAUGAGUUCUACACGCUACACCCAUUUUUGGGUCACUAGGUCAAGGUCACUGUUACCUCUAGUAUUCUUCUGACAAGCUUUGAUUUAUUUAAAACUGCACCCACAGCCGAGCGUUGGCACCCGAUAUGCUGUGCUCUUGAUAUGAUUUGUAUCUCAUGGAAAUAUUUCUUAAGCAUGAGAAACAGUAGAGAAUGGGUCUUGAGCUUGUAUAUACCAAUCCAUUCUAAGACUUGGAAUUAAGACUACCAUAAUUACACAAAGUUUUUAGGCACUUUAGAAACACCAAAAUAUCUCCUGAAGACAGCGUCCAAAUAUUAAGACAUUCUUACAAACUACACCUUUUGCUGUGUGGUUUAUAUACUCCUAUAUAUAAAUAAGGUUGAAGAUUGGCAUUGAACAAAUUAUGAACAAUGGGUAGUGAUUUGAAAUUCCAAAACGUGAAAUAUUAUUAACCCUUUGCAUGCUGGGAAAUUUUUUGUCUGCUAAAAUGUCGUCUGCUGAAAUUCUAAAAUUAGCAUUUUCUUCGAUUUUUUUCCAAAGAAUACUAUAAGAACAGCAAACAGUUUGGAUCCAGAUGAGACGCCACGUUCUGUGGCGUCUCAUCUGGAUCCAAACUGUUUGCAAAGGCCUUCAAAAUUCGGUACCAGCACUGAAAGGGUUAAGUUCAAUUAAAAUUAAAUGUGCAUAUUAUGAUUUCGCAUUAGUUUUUUGUAUCAUUGUCUAUAAGACCUUCAAAUAUGGCACAGUGAAAUGUAGACAAUUUGUCCCAUUCAACUUUUUUAGUGGGGAAUGUUAUCCUUAAAUAUAUUAACUGUUUGAAGGCUCUAAUAAGCGAAAUGGUAACAGUUUAUUAUUCUUACAGUCAUCUGUUGGAUUUUUAUACCGUCUGCAGUAAAAUUGAAGACUUUUUGUCCUACUUAACAUUUUUAGCAAUGGAAUGUUAUCCUUAGAUAUCUAAACUAUCAAAAAGGUUUAAAUUAACAAAAUGAUAAAGGUCUAUUAACAGAUUUUAGCAAAUAAGUAGAAUGCUGAUAAAAUGCAACUACCCAAAAAUUUAGAGUUCUUAAGAAAAUCAGGGUGUCCAAAAAGUUUUAAGACUAGCUUGGAAAACGAUUCCAGAAACUAAAUGUCUUAACCGGUAUUGUCUUAUGUAUCAAUACAGAACUUACAAUAUACAAAAUGGCUUGAACAAUAUUUUAUUGUCCCCUAUCAGUGAAACCGGAGGGGACUUAUGGUUUGCACUCCGUCUGUCUGUCUGUCCGUCACACUUUUCUGGAUCCUGCAAUAACUUGAAAAGUUCUUCUUAUUUUUUUCAUGAAACUUGAAACAUGGAUAGAUGGCAAUAUGGAGAUAAUGCACAUCAUUUCAUUUUGUUCCUACGUCAAGAAUUCUGGUUGCAAUGGUAACAAAUAUAAAUUAAGAUUAUUUUUUUUACUGACAAUGGUGGAGUUUCACCGGUAGGGGACAAUAUUGCUUGGCAAUCUCUUGUUUAUUUAAUAAUGUGUGAUUGAGUACAAAAUGUUGCUGCUGCAGAAUACCUUAAUAUGUAUUAGAGAUUAUGUUGUAAUAAAACUAAGUUUUUUGACGUUUGUGAAGGUUUUUGCAAUUGGUUACAUGUCUUUCUGAAACAUAAAAAAUUCAGUUACCCUAUAGCUCUUCUGUACCAUCUAUUUGACUGUUAUUAAGUAUUCAGGGGUAGUCACAAGACCUUAUUACAUGUUUUCAUGUAAUGUAUGUAGAAAAGGAAACAUUUUGGCUGUGUAAAUAUGAUGUUUUGUUUGUUGUGUUCAUUAAGAAUUUAAUACCCAUGAAUGCUGCUUUGAUAACUUACACAAUACAUGUCCUUCUACACUCAUUUUGUUUUACUGUGUCCUACAACAUAGGAUGGUUGGUGUUAGAUGCAUGUGUACAUCCCAGGCAUGUUGAGUCUUUUUUUGAAACAGUUAUUGAUUUUCUAGCCAUUUUAAAUGUUAAAUUAAGAGGAAAAAGUAUGUUUGUUGAUCUGCAUUUAGGUAUAAAAUCAUUUGUUUUUUUCAUUAUAAUAAUUGUUUUUCCGUUGAAACUAGUUAAAUUUAUGUCGACUGGUUCUAGUUUUACAUACCUACUCGCGCAAAUGUAAGUAAUAUUGAAGUGUAAAAGAUGCAUAUGUAGCAUUGUAAAACUGGACCAUGGCAGAGGGGGGGGGGGGGGGGAAUAGAUAAACGAAAGCCACCUUUGUAUAUACAUCAUACAAUAUAUUUUAAUUACUGUGUAUUAUAAAAGUAUCUUUAUAAUUGUUCUAUUAAGAUAAAUAUGCACAUUUGUUGAAAAAGCAUGUUAUUGUAGUAAGAAAAGUUACAUUUCACCCCUCAAAUAUGUGCUUGAAGCAUCAGCCAAUACCUCUUGAUAUGCUAAUUAACUAAUUAAAGCAUCAGUGUUUUAUUCCAACUUGUACCCAGCAGCUUUAUUACCUUGAUUGCUGUUUUUAUUCAAACAUGCCUUUCUAAUAUAUUGAGUAUUUCCAUUGUCAUUUUAUUUAUUGUAUAACAUAACUUUUCACAAUAAAAUAAAUGUGAGAAAUCAA